Messenger RNA from Salarias fasciatus (jewelled blenny), 4011 nucleotides. It is a transcript of the gene lonrf1, whose product is annotated as LON peptidase N-terminal domain and ring finger 1. Gene Ontology annotation, molecular function: ubiquitin protein ligase activity; protein binding. The coding region runs from base 135 to 2372 and encodes 745 amino acids. The transcript has 12 exons. Lineage: Eukaryota; Metazoa; Chordata; Actinopteri; Blenniiformes; Blenniidae. The record is from RefSeq and is a predicted model, not a curated record.
UAACGGACGAGUCUCCACGGGAAAGUCCUCUCACUACUGCUGUCAAGGACCACGGCAGCUACAGAAAUGUAUAGAAACGCCAACAAAAGAAACCCCGCAGCUUCAUAACAUUAUUCCCGCCCUGGUGUUUGAUAAUGUCACUGCAGUCGCAGGUGGAGGAGAGGCCGGAGGAGAGACGCGCCUUCUUCAUCGGAGCUGACUGGGACAAUGUCUCCGAGGAGGAAGAGGAGGACCACCAUCAACUCAUACUACACAAAGCCAACGCUCUAGCGUCCCAGAACUGCCUCAAAGAAGCCAUCGACUGGUUUUCUGUUGCUAUGCGGUAUGAACCCGCGCGACCCGAACAACUGAGCACUUUUGUGGAUUGUAUCCUGCGCAACUUUAAGAGUAAAGUGAGCGGGCCCGAGGCGUCCCCCGACCGGAGUCGGGACGCCGGGGACGGCUCCGGGGAGCAUGUCUUCACCUGCCCCAGCUGCCGCGGCUUCCUGGGAGAAGCGGUGACGGUCGCCUGCGGACACUCGUACUGUAAAAGAUGUUUACAACGGAGGCUCUUCUCCAAGUGCAAGCUGUGCGCCGAGCCCGUGUCGGGCGAGGAGAAAGCCAACGUGAUUCUGUGCGGACUCUUAGACAAAUGGUUCCCGGACGAGCUGAAACAGUCCAAAACCUUAGGGGAGGUGGACGCGCUGUGCAGAAGAAAACGCUACAAAGAAGCCGUGGCGCUAGCCACCGAUGUUAUCCAGUCAGAUUCCGAUACAACCAUGGCGGCGCGACUGUCUCGGGCGGAAGCGUACACGGCUCUCAAACAAUACCGUCUGGCUUUGGAGGACACCGAGUAUGGUUCCAGUUCUGGCUACUCUGCUGAAGCUCUGUUCAGGAAAGCGAUGGUGCUGCAUGAGAUGGGUCAAGUGGACGAGUCUCUCCAAGCCUUCCUCCACUGUCUGGCUGUAAACGAGGACUUCCCCUGCGCUAAAAGACAAGUGGAAAAGAUCCUGUGUGACUUGCUGUCCCCGGCUGAUAAGAACGUCAAGGUCGGCCUGAGGGAAACGACUCAUAACACGCUGCCGCACCUGCGCAGCAAAACCAUCGCUGCUGAUGCUCAAGCUGAACCACCGAGCCCAGUCCAAAGACAACACCAACACCAGGCCCGCGCCGCCUCUGCACACCAUCUGGAAAACCAAGAGAAACGCUGGGAAAGUCUGGAGCGUCCCGGUCUGAGUCGAGCUCAUUCACUGCGAGUGCAUGGCUAUAGCUUUUGUGAAGAGGGACUAAAGAGAGUUUGUUCUGCACCUCAACUGGGAGACCAGGAGAAGGGGAGUCUGCUGAAGAGGAAGUUGUCAGUGUCGGACAUAGAGCCCUGCGUUGUGGACAAUGGAAGUAGCAAACAUAAAAAACAAGGUUUGACAGCAGGCUCCAAACAGCAGAUAACCAAAGCUAAAAACUGUAGAAGUGUUCCUGAGCAUCAGCUGGACCCAAACGACCUGGAGUGCUCUCUGUGCAUGAGAUUGUUUUAUGAGCCUGUGACGACACCGUGCGGCCACACCUUCUGUAAAAACUGCCUGGAACGGUGCUUGGAUCAUACGCCCCAGUGUCCCCUCUGUAAAGAGAGUCUGAAAGAGUAUCUGGCAUGUAGGAAAUACAUGGUGACAUCGGUCUUGGACACGCUAAUCAAACAGUAUUUGAGUCAGGAGUAUGCAGAGAGGACUAAAACACACCUGGAAGAGACCAGAGAGCUUUCUGACCUGACCAAGAAUGUGCCUAUCUUUGUGUGUACCAUGGCUUACCCCACUGUGCCUUGUCCGCUGCACGUCUUCGAGCCCCGCUAUCGCCUCAUGAUCCGCCGCUGCAUGGAAACUGGCACGCGGCAGUUUGGAAUGUGCAUCAAUGAUCCACAGAAAGGAUUUGCAGACUACGGCUGUAUGCUGAUCAUCAGGAGUGUCCAUUUCCUUCCCGAUGGACGUUCAGUCGUGGACACUAUUGGAGGAAAGCGCUUCCGUGUCCUGUCUCGGGGAAUGAAAGACGGUUACAGCACUGCUGACAUUGAACACUUGGAGGACACGAGGGUGGAGGACAGAGAAGAACAAGAGAGACUUCAAGAGCUGCAUGACGAAGUGUAUGAACAGGCCCGGGUCUGGUUCCAGAACCUCAAGAUCCGCUUCCACAACCAGAUCCUGCAGCACUUUGGACCAAUGCCAGAGCGAGAACCUGACAUCCAGGCCACUCCCAAUGGUCCAGCCUGCUGCUGGUGGCUGCUGGCCGUCCUGCCCAUCGACCCUCGGUACCAGCUCUCGGUCCUGUCCAUGACCAGCCUCAAAGAGCGCCUGGUGAAGAUCCAGCACAUCCUCACCUACCUGCAGAGCAUCCCCAGCAACUAGAGCUUCCCAGCAAAAUGGCAUCUUUCCAACUUCAAAGUGACAUUUAAAGGAAUCCUCUUUCAGCGUCUCACCAACUUUUGUUUCCACUGCCGGCUCUUCAUAUUUUACUUUUUCCUGCUACAAGAUCGCGCCGUUAUUUACCAGAGAUACAGCCAAGCCACCUCAGGGAGACUUCCAGUGACACAUUUGUUUAGAAAUAAGAGACAAAUAUGGCAACAUCUGCUAACAUCUGCUCUCGUUCACAAUGAAGACAGUUUUUAUGAGACCUCGCUGAACGAUUGUAGAAAAAUCCCAGAAGCAGGUGUAUUUUGUUGAUGCUGUUGAAGAUGACAAACAGCAGUGACUCGUAUGUAUGGAAAACCGAGGUGAAGAAAAUCCAGUUAUUUUAUUGUAUCGUCUGCGUGGUAACACUGGUGAAAGGAGGUUUUUUUUUUCCUUCCUUUCGUCUCGUGGUUGUUUGUUUGCAGGAAUGAUGAAGAGACUCUGAGACAAAAUCCUAAAUGCUGAAAGUCCCAAAAAAGUGGUGAUGAUAAAAUGUUAGUAAGAAACUAUUUCUAGAUAACACGUGAGAGUCCCUUUGAGAAUUAACCAUAAUUGUUAUUUAUGUGAAGAGAUUUAUGCAAAACAAAACACAACCAGUGGUUGGUGUGCGUGUGUGUACCCAACACUGUUGAAAGUAUUACUCUCAUCUGAGCAUCAACUUCUCUUCCCGCUUCUCUCACUUCCAUCACUGGUUCUCCAGAGUGACCCUCCUAUCUAUAACAAAAAAAAAGAAAAAGAAAAAAUAAUCUCCCAAUCUGCGUUUCUUCCUAGUUUUUUAAAUCUUCCAGUUUCUCAUGUAUUGUGUUCUUCCCAGGUUAAGUUUAGAGGAACUUGUUGCACUGAAAUGUGUUUUCUGAGCAUCUCUUCCUGUGACAGCCUCAGGAUCAGCCCCCGUCUUCUCGUCUUUGCUCACAGUUAACUUUAAACCGUAAAAAAAAUCUUUCUUCCACAUGUAUGAUCUUUGCCCCCAUAGGUUGUGCUGGAGUGUGAGGAUUUUGCUGUGAAAUUGUUGAAAGUUCAGUGGUUUUGUUCUUGUUUUACUUCUCUACUUUUAAACCAAAAAUCCAGCGUCCCAUUGAAAUAACCUUAACCCCUUUUAUAAGAUCAAACAUACAGUUACAUUUUUACAUUCUGCCCUUGCGUUUGUAUCAGAAAUUCUGAGCGGGUCUUGCAAUAUUAUGACCAAUCAAAACCAGAAAUAACAGCAUAAAUACAACACAUGGGCUAGUGUUCCAUUCAGAGCUGCUUUGGAGUAGAGGACAGGACCUGUAGCGCUUCAGUUAGAGGACUGCUUUUGCCUUACACCGUAUUGCAUUGUGGUUUGAAAACCAAAAUGCUUUGGCUUGGUUACCAUUCCCUUUUUUUUGCCAUAGCAUGAAGUAUGUAUUAAUUGUAUUUUGUCUCUUUUUUUUAGUUAGUUAAUGCGACUUUGUCGUCACUCUAUUGGUGAGAAAUCUGAAAAGAAAUAAGUCAAGGUUGUUAUAUGUAAACCAUUUGUACAAAGUUUUUUUUUUUUUUGAGAGAGAGAUCUUUUUGCUUUUUGCUCAGAUGUUUUAAGUUAUCAGUUUUCAAUAAUAAAUGCACUUCUUUUUCAACA